Paramecium octaurelia is the source of this 2274-nucleotide messenger RNA. Lineage: Eukaryota; Ciliophora; Oligohymenophorea; Peniculida; Parameciidae. The record is from the annotation of a GenBank genome assembly.
AUGAAAUCAAAACAAUAUGUUUCGUUGAAUUUAGAUUCGGAUGAAUACAAGAAAUAGAUAAAAUUAUUAGAAGAGAUGAAUGUAAGUCACAAACUAAUAAGUAGGAGAAAUUGACUUAGGAGAAUUGCGAUUUAAUACGUGAAAUAACACAAUAUCAAAUACAAUUAGGGGAGAAGGAUUCAUAAAUUGAUUACUUGAGAAAAGAAAAUGGAACUUUGAAAUUUGAAUUGAAAGUAUAUAAGUUAAAAAUCAAAGUUAGCUUUGAAAAAAGAAGACUUAUAUAGUACAGUAACGUUAGAUCGAUACAAGAAGUCAUUUUCAACAAUUUAGCCUUAAAGUACUUCAGAUUUAUUUCAAUAUAGGGAAACGUAUAUUUGAGACCAAGAUGACAACAUUACAUAUGAAUUACUUAAGUCCAAAGAAAUGCAGUAAUGAGAAAGAAGACUUUAUCAGCCCUGAAGCAGGGGAAUUUGGAAAAUAAAUUGAUAAUGGAUUAAAUUAAGUCUUGGGAUAGGAUGCUAAAGAAUUUAAUUAUGAAAAUUUAUCUCAAUCAAAGUAGAUUAUACAAAACUACUCUAAAUUUGGAUUAGAAUAAGCUAAAGGUGAGGAAUCUAAUUUUACUCCAUAUUAAUUAUUAUCAGAAUCUAUUAUAAUCAAAUAAGAUUUAUCAUAAUCCUAAUAAUUGAAAUUGAAUAAAUAUUCUUUAUUUGAAGAAUUCCUUAUUAUCAGUAUUUCAAAAUCAACAUUGAAUGGAUUAACUAAUGAUAUUUUAGAAGCAAGAGAAGUAAAUUUAAUGCCUGAGAUUUUGUUUCAACAUUCAUCUGCUGAGUCCUGUUAUAAGGAAUAAUUAUUGUUAUUGCCAUAAUAGAUACAUCCAUAUGGUUUAAAAGUGAAAUUGGAAUAGAAAACUCAAUCAAUGAGUAAUUUGAAUUCGUACAUCAAUAUAAUUAAUAUUUUAGAAUUCUAAUGGGCGGUCAAAAUUAUGAUAGAUUAGCUGGUGCAUAUGUAAUUACUAUGUAAUCAGAAUAAACAUUCAAUAAAAGUGGGGUGCUUAUUAAUAAAACUUAAAUAAAUCUAGAUAAUAUAAGUGAUCUAAUCUCAAUAGCAAAUAUCAAUCAUUAAUUAUAUUGUGUUUGUGUUGAUGUGCCUGAUUUCUAUGAUUAUAAUGUUGGCAACAACACCACUAAAUUAUAGAAGAAAUACUUUUAUUCAUUAUCUAAAACUUAUUGCUUCAUUACUAAAGCACCAAUUAUUGAUUUUUUUAUUGAAACCAUCAAGAUUAUAAUAAGUAUCUAUUAUUCUUAAAUAGGCACAUUAAAAUAUAAAAAAGCAGAGAUCUAUUCCAUGGUUUCAGAAUUCGAGGAGACUCUAGGGGAUAUUGAUAAUUAUUUCUAUACAGUAAAUAUUGAAUUACUAUAUUAAUAGUCAUUCAAACUAGAACUAUAUAAUUUUUUAACAGAAUUGUAAUAUUCAAAGUUGAUAAGUGAAUGCAAAUACUAAUUUUUAUAAACUCCUAUAGAGUUUCAACACAUUCAUAGUUCAAAUGUUGAAAACUAUGAAAUAGAAUGGGCCAUUACUUAUGCAUUUUCAAACAUGGAAUUGCCCCAUUAUUUAAUUCUAUUAAUCAAUAUGAUGUUGGAAUAGCACAUCUGUAUUAUAAGUAGUAAUCGUACAUUAUUGAGCUCUUUAUUGUAAUUUAUGUGUAUAUAUUAUAGGAUGAUAUUGCCGCAUAUGAUUAAACCUUUUCAACACAUACAACCUACCAUUCAUGUUUUAACUGCCUAAUUGAUGCCAAUUCUUGAUUCUCCUGUUCCAAUAAUUUGUGGAAUGGUCAAAGACAAUGAAAAGGGAUUACAAAAUUUGGGUAUUGAAGACAUUGAUUCCUUUUGUGAUGAAUAAUCUCAAAUUCUAUUCUUUGACGCUAACAAACUCAAGUUUUAUAAUUUGGCUUCAAAUCUUACAGAAUGUAAAGUAUACACCACUUUAUUUGAUAAAUUAUUCAAAACCUACUAAUAAAUAGGCCAAUUAAGUGUUCCUGGACACUAUUUAGCAGAUAAUAAUGAUACAACAAUUAAUUUGAGUUUUAAAAUAUUAGAUGACACUAAAACUUAUAUAGAAGAAAACUUAUUUCCUCUGAUUCCAGAAGUUGAUGGUGAAACUAAUCUUAAUGAAAUUUUAGAUAAAAUACUUAGCUCUACUUAGGAUCAAAUUUUAAAAGAAAUCACAUAAACACAAUAUUUCUCUUACUACAUCUAAUAGAAAUUCAAACUUUGA